Scatophagus argus is the source of this 5571-nucleotide messenger RNA. It is a transcript of the gene prmt2ip, whose product is annotated as chromosome 7 C15orf39 homolog. The transcript has 4 exons. The coding region runs from base 348 to 3620 and encodes 1090 amino acids. NCBI's taxonomy places the organism in Eukaryota, Metazoa, Chordata, Actinopteri, Scatophagidae. The record is from RefSeq and is a predicted model, not a curated record.
AGCCUACAUAUGUAGAAAACACAGGCAUGGAUAGACAGUGGGUGUGACUCCGCCUAUUGAUCAAAGACCAUCCUCCUCCUCCCUUUUGUCUUUUUUUCAGUUUGUUAACUUCUCGAAAAGCCGCGUGGACCUCGGGCAAGCCGCUUCAACCUUUUGGCAGGCUUUCAUUUGGGUCAAAUUCUGGCACAUCCGGGCUGACCGAGUGCAAUAACACGCAACAGAAGAGGACUUUCCCCCCUCUCUUCUUAGAAGUUGUGUUUCAUGGAGUCAUUGUGGAAAUCGUUUGUUGUCACCACAGCAGCGUGGUCUGGAGCCAAAUCCCUGCACGGUCAAAACAAAGUUACUACAUGAUGAGCAGCCAGUCGAUGCAGAACCUCAUUAACCCGGAGUUUCAAUGCAAGAUGCCAUUAUUCGAUAGGACCCUAGCACCCACAGGACUGUCAAAACCAAGAAAUAUGUCUGAUUUCCUGGGUAAGCACACGCUGCAGUACAGCGGGACUUAUGACAACAGAGGAAAAGACAGAGCAGGAUUCAUUCCUCCUUGGAGCAGCUCAAAGAUGUAUCUGCUGGAUGGCAGAAAUCCUGUGAGUCACCUCUCUGGCAGAGAGGGAGAAAACCACAUAAUAUACAGGCAAGACAGCAAUUCUUCAGAAGAAGGCAGUUCUCAUUCUUCAUCUCUGCAUCACGCCCCAGUGAAACAGGGCUUUACAUUAUACAAUAAAAGUCCUGGUAACAGCAGUCCUGUAGGUGCUACGUCAGUAGUGAUUGGAAAACAAAAAAAUGGAGGUGGCACUUCAUCUCCCCCAUCUGAACACUCUGUUUACUUAGCUAUUCCUAAGCCAGUUUAUGGACAUAACCCAUGCUGUGAUGAACCGGGUUGUGUGAUAGGACAACGAUACAGCCUCGAACGUGGCUCUCCGAGGAUACCAAACACUCUGUAUGAGCAUGAUUGGAUGCAAAGUGAUGCUCGCUAUGGUGAAAGAAUACCCAUCCAGAGGAAAGCACAGAACGCAUUGCCGCAACAGAGAGGUUUACAGUUUGAACCCAGCGCAGAACCACUGAAGAGGAUGCCUGUGGAGGCAUACAGCCCUGGUAGAACAAGGACUUUGCCUGCUAUGAUUGAGCCAAGCUACAGUUACCCCUGCACCCUGACUCGACCACUAUUUGGUUCUUUAAGUGAACAGAGUCAGCAGACCUCCCCCAGAGGCUACCCUAGCUUAUACCCCUCCAAUCAUACAUAUGAGCAUAUGACCUCAGAGGUUUAUCAGGAACAUUCUCCCAUGUCCAAAUAUGGUCAUAUAACACAGCACCCAAUGUUUUACUACCCCCAGGCACAUGUAGAGGUAGAAAACAGGACACAGUGUAAAGAUAUCAGCAGUAAGCAGAGAGAAGAUGUCUCGGUUAUUCUUAAACACGCAAUCUCAACCCCCCGGGAGCAUUACAUUGUGCCUCCGUCGCUUCAUGGUGAAAUUCCUUUGCCUUUCCCUAGCCCUGAAACACUGCAAAAUCAUUCCGUAAUGCGGGGUUUUGACUAUCCAUAUUAUGGAGUUCCUCGAUUUACUUUGAAUGCAAGCCACAUCAGACCACCCCUAAAAAGGCUACUUGCAUCGCCUAGCUUGCACUCUAAUCACAUGAAUGUUUCCCCAUCCAGGCAAUGUGUGGAUCACCCCAAUGCCUCUACAACAAAGCUACACAAAGACAACCCCAACAUCAGGCUGCUUGUUGGUCAGUCACACACCAACUCACCAUUCCAGCGUGUGGACCAAACCAGUCCUACCAGACACGCAAGCCUUCCUAACAUCCCACCGUCCAGCAUACAAUCUAGCAGAUUUUUUCCCCCACUCACUGGCCUGCACGUACACCGACCUGUCCUUCCAUCAACUGGCUUGAACAUGGACAGACUCUUGAACUAUUCCUCCUGUGAAACCCAGGUUAGGUGCCCAAAACAGCCACAAGACCUUCCUGUUUCCCCAGCGGCACAGUUGCCCCAGUCACCCCAUCAGGGCUCAGAUCGAAUCAACCCACCUGUGCAUAGUAGUAGUGCAGAUGUUAGAAAAGUUAAUUAUUUGCCCGCUGUUGAACCAGGAAAUAAACACAGUGGCCCAUUGUCUAGUUCAGGCCCCACAGUUCUUAAAGGGUGUUUGAAGAGAAGUAAUUCUCACUCAUCUUCACCCAUCAAAAUAAAAGAAGAGGAUAGAUAUUUAUGUGAAGUGGAACUCUUUAAGAAACGACAAAAGGUAGAAAUGGAGAAUGUACAGGGAGGAAGUAAAAGUGAGUCUCCUCCUAUGCCAGUUAUUGACAAUGUCUUCAGUUUGGCACCUUACCAAGCAUACCUGCAGGCCUCUGGCGUGUUAUUUCCAGGCAGAGUACCACAGGGACCCAUCCAGUUGUCUGAGCAGCUUGAAGUCAAAAUCAUGCCAGACAUCAAAGAGAAAAGACAAGAUCCAGAUGAACAGCAGUCUGAUGCCUGUCAAGUUUCCAAAGAAAUCUAUGCUAAUACGCCAACAGAGAAGCCUAUUGUAGAAGUCCUUGAACCUAAAAAUAUUAAAGUAGAAAAAGAAGAUCAGUCGGACACCGAUAACUCUGUAGAGACGCCUGUGAGUCAGAGGGACUGCAGUGAAAUGGCAAUCAAAAAAGAGCCUGAAGAGACUGCUUCAUCCAACAGUGGGCAAAUGUUGGUGAUAAAGAAAUGCGACCCCGAUGAACUUGAAAGGAAACCAUCAUUAACGGAUAAAACCGAGACAUCAGAUGAGUCCAGACCUGGUGAAGUGACUGCACGCAUGAACUCAUCUCCUCACAGUGAUAUAAACACACCGCCUGAACAGGUGUUGACCCAACAACCCAAAUCCAUUACUGAACCUCAACCACCUGAACGCAGACUAGAUUUCAAAAACAUUCCUCCACACUGUCUGAAGCUUUCCACCUACAAUAUUGUUCUCUGUGAUACAAAGCACUCUAGCCCUGUUCAACCCCCAGAGAAGCCACCUGUGCAGCCGACAAAUGAAUGUACACCAAAACUAGAGCUUCAAAUGCCAGUCCGCAAGCACUUCUUUGAGUUGCACCAUUCCCUCUACCAGCUAGUGUCCAAAUGUGUGCAGGCCUCUUCAGAGCAGGAGCUCAGAACCUGGUUGUCUCAGCUAGACAUGACUGAACCAUCUGCUCCUUCAACCAAAGUCCAGAAAGUGUCCUGUUUGUUGGGGAUAAAAGCCAGAGAGGAGUGGCUCAAUGAGGAGAUAAAGUCAGCACUCCAUAAGCUCCUCGAGAGGUUGAGAGAGUACACUGCCCAGAAACACUGUCCUUUUCCACACGUCAUGCGGGCGGGGGCAGUGUUCCUCCCCAUGCUGGUAGUGAAGGAGCUGCUGUUUCCAAUGGUCCAGGGCACCCUCAUCAACCAGGUCCUGCAAGAACACAAAGUGGAGCUCCGGCCCACCACGCUCUCUGAAGAAAAGAUCCUCAUCCAGCUUCAUAAACGAGCGUGCUCCUCCAGGCUUAGGAGACUCAUGUCCCUCAAACACCUGCCCGACGUCUAUGCUGACGUGAUCAACCUUUUGUAUUACACCUGUGUCUGCAAACAUCUGGAAUCAACCUCACCUGAUGUCCAAAAGAGAGCCCAGGAUUAGAUGUGGAUGAUCCUGCCUCCAGAGAAAAAGACAAAGGCUGUGAGGAGACUAUCAGCCGAACUCCUGGAUUUUAUGACCUCAUUGCCUCUCCAGCCUCACCUGCAGAGUCGCACCCACUGAGACACUUGAAGGACAAAGAAGCAAAAUCUAAUUUGAACAGGAACAGAGCAAAACGUAGGGUAAAGAGCCGUUCAAGACGUAUGUUUCUGGACGACAGUUUGUCAGAUGAGGAUAAAGCAUUUGAUGUUGCAGGUGUGAGUGAUGGGAGUGGCCAUCAGUCUGAAGGGACUGACAAAAGAGGAAAAGACCAGAUAGAUUCAGAGGGGAAUUCUUCAGUCAUUCCACUAUGCACCACUUCCGAGAAUUCAUGGACAUGUCCUUUAAUCUUGGACGAGCUAUCUCCUUGUCCCAGUGACUCAGAGACAAGAGAAUCCUCCAAUCUGCAGCCCGUUAGUCAGUCCUCAGAACCAGUCAAAUCUCUGGUUAAGUCAAACAGUUGUUCAGGUGUGAUUCUCAAACUGAGGAGGAUGUUUAGCGAAGGUCUAGGCAGAAAAAAGGCCCGCUACCAAGCAGUCUCAGAUUCAGGGACAUUUGCUGAUUCUUCCCUCUCGCAGACUGAUGAUAGAGAGGGAGAAGUGAGCAAUGAGAUGGACCUUCACAGCAGGACGCCCUCAGUAGCCCACAGGUGGCAGAGAACAGGAGGCUUUUCUCACACCUUAAGACCCCUUAGCCGCUCUUCUAAAAGAAAACACAGAUCACUCUUAAAGAUAAAAUAUUGCCCUUACUUGUCUGCUUGCCACAGCGCUGAACACAGGAGGCGCUGGGUCCUGCGUUCAGCUGUCCAGAGAGCUCAGAGGGUCAUGAGGUUCUACUACCCAGACCUGGUGGGAAAGAGGAUCCGCCAUCUGUAUGAAGAAGAUGACAAAUCAGAAGUGUGGUACAGAGGAGAAGUGCUGCGUGUCCAUGAGGCCCACACCAACCCUCUGAAGACUAUAUUUGAGGUCAGGUAUGACAGUGAGCCAGAGUGGAAGUAUUACCUGGAGCUGCUGAUAGACUACAAAAAAGGCUGGCUCAAGAUUGAAGACUAGUUUCUGCACACAAAUAUGUGUGCAAGUUUUUUUUUGUCACAUCACUGAGUGCAAUGACAGUUUUAAUGAUUUCUUUUUGUACUUGCAAACAACAGGCUAAUAUCUGUCUAAUCAUCUUCCUCAGGAAUGAAGUUGGACUGGAUAUUUGUUUUGUAAUGAGGUCGGGUAAAUAUUCUUUGUCACUUGAUAGCUACAGGGUGGUUUAUUUUUAUGUGUGUAUAUAUAUAUAUAUAUAUGUGUGUGUGUGUGUCAAUGACUUUUAUGUUUACUCACAAAUUGGAUUCUGGUUAUGUGACAGAAUUGCCACAACUUUGCAUAAUUUGAAAAUCAGAAAAAAGUGACCCCCUCACUCUAAUUGUAAGUAACCAUAAAGUUAGUUGUGUCACUUGUAAGACAAGUUAUUCUGAUUAAUAUUAGUGACUGUUAGAUAGUUUUUUGGAAUUAAGAAAAGAGAAACCAGCAAAUGACAUUAGGACAUUUUUGAAUGGGUUUUACUGUCAAACAGUGCCAGCCAUAUGUAUAUAGGUUUAAAGUAACAGUACAAAAUUUAUGUCAUUAUAGAGUGAUUUUUACGCUGAAGAUGGUGUUUGGUGUUUUACUGUGUAUACCUGAAAGUCAGAUAGGCAUUAAUGUAGUUCUGUACCAAGCUGCUCAAGAGGUCUUUUAAUGGCAAAGUCUGAGAUGUCCCCAUGUGAGUAAUCACUGAACCUUAAGACGUUCAACUCAAGUCAGAUGUUUUUUAAAUUUUUUUUCUAUCAUUUCACUGCACUUAUGCAGAGUGAAAUGUUAAAACGUUGUUUUCAUUGUUUAGCUGUAUUAAAUAAAUGGUUGUGGUGAUUCUUUUUUUCCCCCCUUUGGGAUUA